CAUCCCCUCGGGCUCCGGAGGGGUCGGUGACUGAGCCAAGAUCACAGAACGAGGGAUGGGCUGAAAGGAUUGGGGUUGAGGAGGAGCUAAAGGAGGAAAGAGACCCUGAGAGCAAAACGGAGGCUUGUCCUUCACCCCUCUGCAGAUCCGGCCCAAGACCCUGGCCAUCUCAGGAACCCUCACAGGGUAACACCGAGCUCUGCAAUGCAGGACCACGUGAGAAGGUCCCAGAUUUGAGUCCCAAGGCUUCCCUGUGCACGCCGGGUGCCAUGUAUGCCUGUAACCCAUGCUGGCAGAGGCUGGUGGCCGAUCAUGGUGUGGGACUCUGUGCCUCUGUCUCAUGGCAGACAAAAGUAAACAAACUUGGGGAGAGAGAGGACAGAACCCCGAGAAUGGGAAACAGGCCCAGAAAGAGAGAAGGCAGAGACCCAGAAAGAGGAGGAGAAAGGCCCAAAAGGAUAGAGACAGAAACUCUGGGUUGGGCAAGGACAGAGUCCCAGAGAAAGAGAGACCAGAGAAAGGGCUGCCAGGAGCCCAGAGUGAGGCCCCAGGACACUCUGCCUACCUGGUUGGUGGCCUAUGUGGGAGACGGGGCCACGUGGAGCUGUGUACACCAGGCCACCAUCACCUCCUCUCGCCUCCCCCAGGCUUGUCCUUCGCGCCCCUGCAGAUCUGGUCCAAGAUCCUGGCCAUCUCAGGGAUCCUUACCAUGGGCCUUGCCCUCAUGGGCUGUGUGGGGGCCCUCAAGGAACUCCGCUGCCUUCUGGGCCUGUAUUUUGGGCUGUUGCUGCUCCUGUUUGCCACGCAGAUCACCCUGGGAAUCCUCAUCUCCACUCAGCGGGUCAGGCUGGAGCGCAAGGUGAAGGACCUCGUGCAGGAAACCAUCCAAAACUACCACACACACCCAGAGGAGACAGCGGCAGAGGAGAGCUGGGACUACGUGCAGUUCCAGCUGCGCUGCUGCGGCUGGCAGUCUCCGCAGGACUGGUUCCAGGUCCUCGUCCUGAGAAGCAACGACUCGGAGUUGCACCGCGUACCCUGCUCCUGCUACAACUCGUCGGCAGCCAACGACUCUGCGACCUUUGAAAAGAUCUUCCCCCAACUCAGCCGACUUGGACCGCUAGCGCGUCCCAGACACAACACAGACCUCUGCGCCGUCUCUGCGAAAAGCCACAUCUACCCCGAGGGCUGCGGGAAGAACCUUCAGAAGUGGUUGCAGAACAACCUCAUCUCCAUAGUGGGCAUCUGUCUGGGAGUCGGACUACUCGAGGUGAGUUUAAUGGCUCUGAGCCUGCAGCUACAGCGGAGGGCCAUCCGCCGGGAACCUGAGCUUCAAGUGCUAGACACCUACGGUUCGAGCCUCGGGCCCAGCCUGAGCGCUGACGGCGGUGGCGGGCGCUGCGGAGUGCUUAGCAGCAGCGGGCGUAGCGGCAAUCUGUGGGGUAGCAGGGGCAUGGCAGGUGCCUGCCCCAGCUGGGGGGACAAGGCUCCACAGGGCAAGCUGCCCAUGGGGCUGGGACCCUGGGUGCUUUGGGAUCAAGACGAGGAGCAGCCCGCGAGCGUGGGCGCACAGGUGGAGGUCGAGGCAGAAGCGGAGGGAGAGACAGAUGAAGCUCCGGAAUAAAGGACCCUGGGCUUGCUUCUGACAUUACUGUUCUCACCUCUCUACCCUGACCUGACCCUGGCUCCCCGCCUAAUGCAGCUAAUUUCCCUCCCCCAUCUGUUCCCGUCCUUACCAUUACCCUUAACCCUCUCCACCACAUUCUCCAGCUCCAAAGAGGUCCAGAGAGGUCCUACCCCUGGGCUUUUCUCCCGCAGCCCCGCCCUCCACCCUUGUAGUCGCCGCCGCCGACCGAUGUCUCUGACC
Messenger RNA from Tupaia belangeri chinensis (Chinese tree shrew), 1867 nucleotides. It is a transcript of the gene CD37, whose product is annotated as CD37 molecule. The record is from RefSeq and is a predicted model, not a curated record. NCBI's taxonomy places the organism in Eukaryota, Metazoa, Chordata, Mammalia, Scandentia, Tupaiidae. Bases 287 to 1624 code for a protein of 445 amino acids. Gene Ontology annotation, cellular component: plasma membrane. The transcript has 6 exons.